AUUGGCCAAGAAGUUAGUCUCUUGGUGGAGCAGAUCCAUCGUCUUGGCACAAGAGACAUAGAUGGGAAACUGAAAGUAAAAUUUGGUGUAUUAUUUAAUGAUGACCAAUGUUCCAAUUUAUUUGAAGCCAUGGUUGGAACUCUAAAAGCUGCCAAACGAAAGAAGAUGUCACUUCCUGACAUCAUUGCUUACUACUUGUGA
Molecule: messenger RNA, 201 nt
Organism: Staurois parvus
Lineage: Eukaryota; Metazoa; Chordata; Amphibia; Anura; Ranidae
Source: the annotation of a GenBank genome assembly